Octopus bimaculoides (California two-spot octopus) is the source of this 3030-nucleotide messenger RNA. RefSeq names its product contactin. Gene Ontology annotation, molecular function: protein binding. NCBI's taxonomy places the organism in Eukaryota, Metazoa, Mollusca, Cephalopoda, Octopoda, Octopodidae. Gene Ontology annotation, biological process: cell-cell adhesion; axon guidance. The record is from RefSeq and is a predicted model, not a curated record. Gene Ontology annotation, cellular component: axon; plasma membrane.
UUAGUCGAGUCAAUAGCAGCGAACGUAGCAGAAAUGUACUGGAUGUUGGUCACUCUACUGACAAACAACAUUGUACAAAAUGGCGCCGACAAAAUCUUCGAUUGCCCAGAUAGCUGGGUGUCCCAUGGCAGAUCUUGUUACCAGUUCAACUUUUUCCAGAAAAUGUUUUUUGAGGAUGCUGAAAUGACAUGCCAGGCGGACGGAGCACAACUGGUCAGUAUCAAUGGGAGAGAAGAACAUCAGUUCGUGAUGAAUUGGUUAAGAUCAGGCGACCCCUUAAGAUAUUCCUGGUUUACAAGUGGCCUUCUUAAUGUUGCCGAAGAUUCCACGAUCACUUGGAAAGACGGAACCAACUUUACCGGUGUUUCCUCAGAUUGGUGGAAAGAAGACACUGCAGACAGAACCAAUCACCUUAUCUAUUCCUAUAAUGAUGAUACUUAUAAAUGGAGCCUCGCAGAAACAUCUUUAGAGGCAGCUUAUAUUUGUGAAAUCGAUCGUUCAGAGGCUUUUCGAAUCAUGGUGGAAUCACGUGGGAUUGACUAUGGAACAAACUACAGUAAUCCGAAUGAUAUUCCGAGAGGACCAGAGAUUAUUAAAGAACCAGAAGACUUGGUGAUCGUAACGGGAGAAAGCUUCGCUUUUAUUGAAUGCAUUGCCACGGGUAACCCGAAACCAACCUACAAAUGGUAUCGUGAGGUGUUUACAAGAGAAGAGGUUUCGUGGAAAAUCGACACACGCUAUACAACAACCAACGGUCGACUCACCAUCUCUAAACCAGUCGAUGAAUUAGAUGCAGGGGCCUACCAGUGUGAGGCAAGCAACAAGUUUGGAUCGGUCUUAAGUAGAGUUGUACAGGUCUCUUUCGGAGUGCUUAGUGAAUUUCCCUCAGAUGAUAUCAUACCGCAAAAUGUCCGGGCCGAGACGGGAGCGGUAUUCCAGUGCCCACAAUUACACUAUAAACCUGAAGUAGUUUACAGAUGGUAUAAAGACGAACCGUGGAACUUCGUCUCGUCCAAGAGAUUUCCAAACACGUUCCUGUCCAGAAACGGGAAACUUUAUUUCUCCGAGCUAACUUCUGCCGAUACCGGUUUGUAUUAUUGUCUGGCUAGUCUUGCACCCGAUCUUCAUUCAAGACUAAGUUCUGACAGUGGGACGGUUAUGGUCAGCAUGCCGACUCCUGUUGUUGUCAAAGACAAUGCUGCUGCCAUGAGAAAUCCCGUCAUUCACAAUGACUUCAUUGCUAUCUUCCCCUCAUCGGUUCUGCUAGGUGAAACCAUUUCUAUGGAAUGUAUGGCGUUUGGAAGCGAACCCCUCAAAUAUCACUGGACCCGAGAGAACAAAGGUAUGCCUGACCGAACUAGUUUCUAUAGCAACAACAGAGAACUUCGUAUAGCAGACGUGAAGCUUGGUGACAGUGGUCUCUAUACGUGUCACGUGAGAAGUGGAUACACGUGGAUGUCUACGAGAAAAUCUGCUUACCUGAAGAUAGAAGCUAAACCUACGACAGUCUAUCCACUGAAAAGUCGACACAUAGACAAAGGAGGUAAUGUAACAUGGCGAUGUAUGGUGAUAGCCAUACCUAAAGCACACUUUACCUGGUACAAGAACUCGAAACCAUUGACCAAUGGCAACGGUGUAGAAAUAAACGGCAAUACACUGACGAUAAAAAAUUUAUCAGCGAAACUCCAUAACGGCAUAUACCAGUGUGUAGCUACCAAUAAGCACGGCAGUAGCUACAGUGCGGCACAGCUUCGGGUUCUUGAAUUUAAACCAACUUUCUUCAAGAACCCGGUCACUCCCAUUCAGACUGUGUGCCGUGGAACAAAUGCGACUAUUAUGUGCCGACCGGAAGCUGCACCGUAUCCAAACUUUACCUGGACAAAGAACGGCCGGGAGAUUACUGACAUUGAAAACGAGGCUACUAUACUUCCCAACGGCAAUCUGAUAUUAUACAAUAUCCGAGACGAUGAUGCUGGUACCUAUACAUGCGCUGCAACCAACACAUUAGGGACAGCAUUAAGUUCCGGAAAUCUGACAGUUGUUGGACGCAGUGUCAUUCCUAUCGGUCCAAGAACCAGUGAAGUUCUGUUAAAUGAAACAGCAUUCUUGUAUUGCCAAGGAUCUGUGGUUCCGUUCAUGGACCAUGUUUACAAGUGGCUCUUUAAUAAUCAACCAAUUGCAGUUGACAAAGAUCCCCAUUAUUCUAUGGCCACCGCUACUAGAGACCAACGUUCUGGAUUAUACAUCAGAUCUGCACAGUUUAAACACAGUGGAAAAUAUACUUGUAUUCUUGAGACUCCAGUUGACUCUGUUCAGUCUUCAGCAAUGCUUAAUGUCAAAGGACCUCCAGGCCCCGUUGCAGGCGUGUAUGCGCAACAGCUACCUGGGAUAGAAAGAGGAUUCCAAGUAAUAUGGACUGAUGGCGACUCUCAUAUGGCACCUAUACAGUUCUUUACCAUUUUAGCGGCCAAUAAUUACAACCGGAAUUACGUUCCUAUUGUCGAAAAUAUACCCUAUCAAAACACGCUGCUCUCAACCAAAUACCCGCGCUCCUUUAUAGUUGAAAAGCUGUACCCAGGCCUACAGUAUUCGUUUAAAGUUCAAGCAACCAAUUUUUUUGGCAGAGGCCCAGUGAGUUUACCAUCAGUUUAUUACUCUGUACGUGAAGAUUCUCCUGACAAGGCUCCUGAUGAGGUCGGUGGUGGAGGAGGAUCAGUCGGGACUCUGAAGAUAACGUGGACAAAACUUGAGCCUAAAGACCAAGGAGGAACUGGCAUUGGCUACAUUGUAUAUUGGAGGGAAAAGUUCGAUUUUCCGUGGUUAUUUAAAAAACUCGAAGGCAACAUGAAUGAAUUUUCCGUCUAUGUCGGCCGCAGUAAAUAUUACACCAAAUACGAGAUUCAAGUUCAGGCAUUCAAUAAUAUCGGUCCAGGGCCAAACUCUUCGAUUGUGACUAUUUAUUCAGCAGAAGAUUGUGAGUAUUGCGAGUUGAAUGAGACGUCGUCUUGACCGAGCCUGUUUGUAUGUGUA